Molecule: messenger RNA, 576 nt
Organism: Peronospora belbahrii
Lineage: Eukaryota; Oomycota; Peronosporomycetes; Peronosporales; Peronosporaceae
Source: the annotation of a GenBank genome assembly
AUGUCGUCUUCAAAGCUUCUUCACCUUUCUCGUGUAAGCAAAGAAGAGAAUAUUUGUCGUGCAAUUUCAUUGGAAACAACUUCAUAUCCUGCUGACGAAGCGGCCUCGGCCUCGAUGAUUCGAUUUCGACAAAAUCAUGCAAGUGCCUUCUUCUGGGCUGCCUACCUGCAAAAUACUGACCAAGACUCUCAAACCUUUGUUGGUUUUAUCAAUGGUACAUUAACUGCGAAAGAAAAGCUGGAUGAAGAGUCAAUGGCUCAACAUGAUCCGCACGGAUCGCUAUUGUGUAUCCAUUCGGUCGUCAUUGAUCAAGUCUUUCGUCGCCAAGGACUAGGAGCUCAGAUGCUUAAGCAAUACGUUAAUAUUAUCUGUAACUCACAGCCCCAAGUAAAACGUAUCAUGUUGAUUUCCAAGGCUUAUUUGGUGAGGUUCUAUACGAGUUGUGGGUUCACCGUGAAGAAAUUGUCGUCGGUCGUGCACGGGGUAGACCCAUGGUUUGAGCUAGAGCUAGAUUGCGAAGCUGCAAAGCUGGCAGGUAUGGUUACACAGUCCCGUAAAUACGGUGAGGCUUCCUGA